Molecule: messenger RNA, 3291 nt
Organism: Cryptosporidium ubiquitum
Lineage: Eukaryota; Apicomplexa; Conoidasida; Eucoccidiorida; Cryptosporidiidae
Product: secreted insulinase-like peptidase
Exons: 1
Coding region: 1-3291 (1096 amino acids)
Molecular function (GO): metal ion binding
Source: RefSeq, a predicted model, not a curated record
AUGUAUCGACUAAUAACUUUGAUUUUGGUUGCAGGCUUUUUUGUCUUAAAUAAUUAUUGUGCAGAUAAUCGUAUUUUAUUUGAUAACAGAUCAGUGCAUGGCCAUUCUUUGUUGGAGUUGGAACAAAUUGAUGGUGAGAAUGGUUCUGAAACAUACAAAUACAAAGAUGUCGGUUUUAAUGAUGAUGUCAUACUCUCGAAACAGUCGUUUAAUAAUGGUUUUACUUUAUUAAACAUAAAACAGCCAUUUGAAAGUAAAUAUUCUGAUUUUAGAGUGGUUAUCAAUGGUGGUAGUUCUUCUGAUCCAUCUGAUUUACCAGGUAUCAGAUACUUUGCUUUAUUAUUAUUUAGUAAACAAGUGAAUCGUUGUAUGAAUAAGAUAUUUAAAGAUGAACUUAUUGCAAAUUUCAAGAUCGAGAUAAAUGCAGCUAUUUCUAACUUGAAGUUUACCUUUUUGAGCAAUCAAACAAGUAAAUUCUUUAGCUGUUUCCUCAAUGCUAUCAGCAACAAAAUGUACUUGGAAAAUAAAUCAUAUUAUUUUGAGAUUUUGCAAGCAUCAGAUGAAUUCGAUUCAGUAAUUAGUGAUCCAAAUUCCAUUGAAGUAGACAAGCUAGCUAUUCGGAUGAUUUACAGUACUGAAUCUUCACUUGGAUGUACCUCUUUGCAGUUUUUAAAUCUUUUCUCAAAGACCUGUUACAAGAAUUCUAUUAAUUUAGAUACUGAAUUACCAAAGUACUCACACAAGCUUAUUUCUGAGAUGUUUAAGCCUCAUAUGUUAUCUGCAAUAUUCAUUGGUAACUUGACCACAUCACGCCUCACAAAGUUGCUCUCUGGAUUGACUAGGGGAAAACUUAGGAACCAAGUUCAAAACGAUUUUUCUAAAAUAAACAGAGCUAACAAAGCAAUUAACAAUUCUGGAAGUAAUGUUAUUAUAAGAAGAGGCUUCUCAAAUGACAAAUUGAGAAUUCAUAUUCCAUUCAAUACUGAUGACUUGAAAUCACUAGAAUCAAAUUCACAUAUAUUCGUAAUUAAUAUUCUCGAUUCAAGGCAUAACAGUGGUAUCUUUAACUUUAUUUUCAUGAAUAAAUUUGCUAGUCAUUCAAGAAUCGGUUACUAUAUUGAAUACAGUACUAUAGUAUUGUACUUUGAACUUUCUUUAACCAGAAAAGGGUUGGAAAAUAUCCCAGUUAUUAUUGAUUCAAUUGUUUCCUACUUCAAUUUACUGAAGAACAGUGUAAUUAGCGACAGAGCUUAUUCUGAAGUUCAACAAUUAUUUGAUCUUCACCUUUCCACUUCAACAAUAUUUUUAGCAGAAUCUAUGGUGCACUACUUGAGUUCACAUUUCAUUAUGUCAAAGUCUUCAACUAAUAUUCUUAGUUCGAACAUAAACACUCAAUUUGUUCGUUCCGACGUUGAGUAUUUCCUUUCAAAGAUGAGUUUGGACUCUCUCAAAGUGUCUCUUUAUAUUUCUAGCCAUUUCGAUAUUAAAAAAGUUUUUUCAAAUAACUUUAGGAAUCGAGAAAUGCUUUCAAAAGCUAUUGUUGAGCCUCAUACAAAUAUUUUACUAUUGGUAUUCGAAACGGAUGACAUUUUACCUAAUAAACUAUCUUCUUUAAGUCCAUCAUAUGCAUUGGAUACAUAUGGGUUACAACUACCAAAUGACGAAUUGAUAAGCACUAUCAAUUUACCAUCUUUCUAUUCAAUGCCUAUUUUUGAAAAGAUAGUUCCAUUGCACAAGUCAUUGGAUAUUCACUAUAAUUACCUUAAGAAAACUAAUAGAAUGACUACUAUAUCUCGAACAAUGUCAUUCAAAUCAAUCACCACUUCUCAGAUUUGGUUCUCUAAUAACGAGAUAUAUGGGAAAAAUGUUAAACUAAAUCUAAAAUUCAGUUUACGUGAAUGGAGUCCAUUGAUGAAUAAGUUUUAUGGCAAAGUAAAUGUUUAUUCAAUUCUGUCUGCAAUCCAUACUUUUACUACAAUUCUCAACAUUAAGUUGUAUGAAAGCUUGUCUUAUAUUUAUAGACUAACGGGAACAAUUGUAGAGCUUAUUCCAUCCCAAUCAUAUAACGAGGCGGUUUCUGAUCCAUUUGAAUUUUACUUAAUUGUAAAUUCACCAAUCAACUAUUUUUCUUUGAUUAUGAGUGAGACUUCAAGGUUACUUUUAUCUUUUGAUACUUUCUUAUCUGAUAAAGGCCUCCUUGCUAAAGCAGUAAUACUUGCCAAACAGUCUCUCCUCGAAUUUUACAAAAGUUACAGCCAAAUUGAGAAGGAUACUAAGGUUAUUGCUCAGAUAGUUUCUUCCCAACAUUGCUCAUUUGGAAGUCUGAGAAGAUAUUUUGAGCAAAGUAGUAAUGUAGAGUUCAUCAAGGCAGUAUACGAUUCCUUACUAUUAUCUCCAACUAUUUAUGGUUUCAUCGAAGGCAACCUUACCCCUUUCCAUGCUAACCAUAUUUUGAAUGUAUUUAUAGAAGGACUUAAUCAUAAAUUCUUCCAUAUGGAAAUUAACGAGGAAAACACACAAGAGUUUCUUAAACAAGUAUCUUAUCCGAGGAGUAGAAAUUACUUAGAUUUAAUGGGAAAAUCUCCAGAAGUUGACAUUGGAACAUUUGUCUUGGAUGUUUCCACUAUUCCAAACGAAUACAAAAAAUUGUUUGUUCAAAAGCUAGAUGUCACUGCUUCUUCAUCUUACUCCACAGCUGCAAUUCUAAUUGGUCAAUUAAAUGUAGAGAAUUACAUCAAGGGAUCUAUUAUCAAUGAAGCUUUGAAAUACGAGGCUUUGAAUAAGUUUUCGUCAAAAAAUACCUCAACCAAAGAAAUUGACUUCCACUCCAGUAUAACAUUAGUUGCAAAUAGGUUCAUUGCGGUAUUGUUGUCUAUGGGAAGUGUCAAACUUUCAGCUGGGACUCUAACUCAAGCUAUACACAAAAGUUUAACUGAAUCCAUCUCUAAGAUCAUGAAAAACUGCAAAUCUAAAAGUUAUCAUAAGAAAGUUUUAGAGAAGAUCAAUCUCAGUGACCCUCUUUCUAACAAAAAAUUCUUUUUGUCUAAAUCCAAUUUAGUAAAACUUGUGGAUGAGUCCAAAGAAUAUUUUGAUAGCCUUAAUCAUACCAGUAUCUCCAAUUUGUUAAAUGAGACCGGAAAUUUACCGAAUGUAAUAAUUACUACCCAGAAAGUGUCUAAUAUAAAGGCCUCUAUUUCUUCAUUAGAUUUCAUACCAGAGGGUUACAAUGAUAUUAGUGAUAACUAUAAAAGUCUUUUGGACAAUCAAAUAGCAGAAUUUAGAUAUGAUUAG